Messenger RNA from Ornithorhynchus anatinus (platypus), 934 nucleotides. It is a transcript of the gene SRA1, whose product is annotated as steroid receptor RNA activator 1. The record is from RefSeq and is a predicted model, not a curated record. Bases 60 to 728 code for a protein of 222 amino acids. The transcript is spliced from 5 exons. Gene Ontology annotation, cellular component: nucleus. Lineage: Eukaryota; Metazoa; Chordata; Mammalia; Monotremata; Ornithorhynchidae. Gene Ontology annotation, biological process: regulation of transcription by RNA polymerase II.
GGGGGGGGAGGGGCCCCCGGAAAUGACGAGCUGCCCCGCUGGCGGCUGCAAGGGCAGCGAUGGCCGAGCUCUACGUUAAGCCGGGGAACAAGGAGCGAGGCUGGAACGACCCCCCGCAGCUGUCCUACGGCCUGCAGACCCAGACCGGGGGGCCCAGGCGGCCCGCCCUCACCAGGAGAGUCGCCGCCCCCCAGGACGGCGCCCCGGCAGUCCCGGCCAACGAGCAGGGCCCUAGGACUUCGCUGACGGGGUCCCCGGCUCCUCCGGCCACGCCGCCGGGACCCCCGCCCUGCGAAGGCCCCUCCCCGCUGAGGACGGGCCCGACCAGCUCCCCGCCCAGUGAGAGCGAAGCGGCGUUGGAGGAUGUGCUGGAGCCCCUGGAGCAGGUCCUGGCCGCCUGCCGGGCGCACACGCGGAAACAGGUCAUCGACGACAUCAGCCGGCGGCUGGUGCUGCUCCGGGAGCAGUGGGGGAGCGGGAAGCUGUCGGCGCCCGUGAAGAAACGGAUGGUGCUGCUGGUUCAAGAGCUGCAGGCUGACCACUGGGACAAGGCGGACGACAUCCACCGCUCGCUGAUGGUGGACCACGUGACGGAGGUCAGCCAGUGGAUGGUGGGCGUGAAGCGGCUGAUCGCGGAGAAGAAGAGCGUGUCCGUGGCCGCCGCCACCGCCGAGGAGAAGGAAGAGGGCGAGGCGGCCCCGGCCCCCGGCCCCCUCCCCGGCCGGUGACGGCCGCCCGUGCCCACGGACCGCCUGUCCCGCUGUGGGGCCCGGCGGGCGGGCGACGGGGGUCGGGACCCUCUGCCGGACCCGACGGACCCGCCCUGGUUCGGCCCCGGCUCCGGAUCGGGGUGUCCCACGGGGCGAAAUAAGGCCCGGACUGCACGAGGACACGGAUCGACUAGGAACCCUUAAUAAAAACGUUUUCUUCCAUG